This is a messenger RNA of Osmerus eperlanus (European smelt), 2751 nucleotides long. RefSeq names its product synembryn-A. The coding region runs from base 307 to 2421 and encodes 704 amino acids. The record is from RefSeq and is a predicted model, not a curated record. Gene Ontology annotation, molecular function: G-protein alpha-subunit binding; guanyl-nucleotide exchange factor activity. The transcript is spliced from 14 exons. Gene Ontology annotation, biological process: G protein-coupled receptor signaling pathway. Lineage: Eukaryota; Metazoa; Chordata; Actinopteri; Osmeriformes; Osmeridae. Gene Ontology annotation, cellular component: plasma membrane; cytoplasm.
UUUCCAACUGGAUCACAGGAAACACCAGAGAUGGAAUUAAUGGAGAAAAUGACCUACUCCACAGUGUAAAGUCUGAUGUUGGAGGGCUGUUCCGAAGGCUCUGGUCGCCAAAAAAGAAGAUGGCUGAGGGAUGGAGAGAGAAAUAGAGGGAUAGAGAGAGAGAAAGAGGGGGGGAGAGAGAGAUUAGGCAAACUCAUAGCUGUGUGCCAAGCUUAGAGUGGAGAGAGAAACGGCACAGAGAAAGAGGAGAGAGACGUUUCUAAUUCUCUAAGACUUCGUCCUGCCAUCAAACAGACAAUAACAGACAUGACUCUGGAUUUGGAGAAGAUUAUUCAGUCCAUUAAGCAUGGGGAUCAGGAUGGGGUUCAGACCCAACUAGACGCCUACAAUGUUGAGUAUGCAGAAUGUUUUUUCUUCAACGUUGAAAAGAGAGAGAGGAGAAAGCAACAAGUGCUGGAUGAGUUCAGACAGAACAAAAUGAGGGAGUAUGUUCCAGACUCAGACUCAGAUUUCAACUCUGACCCAGACGAUGCAGAGGUCUCUGAUCUUCUCCUUAGACGAAGGCUGGCAGCAGCGUUGGUGUGGUUCAUCCGUACCCACCUUCAGCCUGGAGUGUUACAAGUGUGUCUGCGCACGCUCCGCAUUCUCUCCCGUGACCGCCAGGGCUUGGCACCCCUAGUCACAGACACGGCUCUCCUUACCCUCGCCCAGCUGGGGGGAAUAAGCUCUCUGCCUGUCCUUGAUGGCCAGGAUGAACAAGAGAAUGACAAUUACCACUUAGAGCUACACAGCCAUGAAACCAGGAAACCCACAGUUGAUGAGGUGAACACUUGCGAGGUAGCCUCAGAGGUUUGCUUAUUAUCAGUGGAUGCCAAUGAAGGAUCUUUCACCGAGACCUGCUCUAUAGUUGAAGUCUGCUCCAGUAUUACCACCCCGGAGAAGCACAGUGAUAUGGUGGGUGCUGGCAUGAUGGUAUCCUGCAGUGAUCACCACUGCCCCAACGUUAGAGGGGAAGGAGGCCACAGGACUCUGGCAUGUGGAAAGAAGGAAGCCAGAGAAGAGAUAAAGGUGGAGGAGGAGUAUGCGGAGGAUGGCGAGGUGUGGAGAAGAGAGGCCAUAAAAACCUUAUGUAACAUUAUUUAUAACAGCCAGAGGGCGCAAGAUAGAGCCAGUGCAUUGAGGUUGCUUCCUGGUCUUUCAGAGAAGCUGAAGCUGGGGGUCAGUGACAGAGCCCCCUCCAGUGGUCAGUUUUAUGAACUGCGUUUGCUCUUCUUGAUAACUGCGCUGAGGCCUGAACUCGGGGUGCAGCUACGGCAGGAACGAGGAGUUUCCAUGUUGAUUGCGGUUCUGGAGCAAUGUCUAGUGGUGCAGUGGGCCGACUCUCACAAGGUGAUUCUUGACCACAGAGCGCCCCCUGUCUCCAAGGAGGUGUCACAGCGGGCUAUUGAAAUCCUCAAGAUCCUGUUCAACAUCACCUAUACCUUGCACAGAGAGGACCCUGAUGAGGUGAGGGAAAAUGUCCCUGAUGAGGAGGAUGCUGUGCUCUAUCGCCGCCUAGCUGCAGUGCUACGCCAUUGCCUGCUUCUCUCUUGUGAUGGAGAGGACCUGACUGAGAAAUUACAAGGACACACGGUAAACAUCCUCUCCACCCUGCCCCUGAGAUGUCUGGAUGUCCUGCUGUCUGUGCGCCUGUCUGAGGGCUCCCGUGAGUGGGAAGGGGUCAACAUGGACUGUGUCCACACCCUCCUGCUCUUCAUGGAGAAGCUCCUGGAUAGGGGUCAAAGGUUGAAGGAAAAACUGACCCCUGUGCUAAACUUGUUGACUGAGAGCUGCCGGGUCCACCAGGAGAUGCGUCACUACCUCAAACAGCAGAUCUUACCCCCACUGAGGGACGUUGCCAUCAGACCAGAGCAGGAGUCAACACUGAGAGGCUGUCUGGUCAGGCUGAUGACCAACGUGGACACCGCCAUCAAACACUGCGCCGCCGAGCUUCUCUUUGUGCUCUGCAAGGAGAACGUGUCUCGUUUUGUGAAGUACACGGGAUACGGGAACGCCGCCGGUUUGCUGGCAGACUAUGGUAUGCUGGGCGGCAGUCGACCAUCAACCAACACCCAGUACUCAAGUGAUUCCGACUCAGAUACGGAGGAGUACAGAGAAGCCAAAGGUCGCAUCAACCCGGUGACCGGGCGGGUGGAGGAGGAGCAGCCGGACCCCAUGGAGGGAAUGACGGAGGAAGAGAAGGAGGAAGAGUCCCGGCUUCUCAUCAGCAUGUUCAACAGGCUCUCACAGGACAAGAUCAUCCAGCCAAUGGGAGUGAUAGCAGAGGGGAGAUUAGCUCCACUGUGUGGUCAGAUGUUGGGGUGUACUCUAGAGGAGGAGGAGGAAACUGAGGGAGAGAGUGAAGAUGAAAUGGAGCACUAGGCAAGGAGGGUGAAAUGAGAGAGCAAUAUUAAAACCUACAAGAUCUUGUACACAGGAAAGACAGGAAGUGUUUCAUUUUGGCAAGAUCGCUUGUAUUUGUAUUAUAUAGCCCCUUGUGUCUAUUGUCAAAAAAGCACUUUACUUCCCUAGCUGUGUUUAAGAUUUGAAUCAGCUCCCACUGAUUUGGUAGUAGCUUGACAUGAAACAACACAUAAGCCAUGCAUACAAUAUAACAUAUAUAGCUAGGCAGCUUUCAACUGGAAAACAACUAACACUUUUGCAGCUAAAUAAAUUGGCACAAGAUGUACUAUUUUAUUCUCACCAUGGCAA